Messenger RNA from Pocillopora verrucosa, 1291 nucleotides. NCBI's taxonomy places the organism in Eukaryota, Metazoa, Cnidaria, Anthozoa, Scleractinia, Pocilloporidae. The record is from RefSeq and is a predicted model, not a curated record.
GAGCGUAUGUUCAGUUCUUAGUGAAAAACACAUGGAUAUCAAAACGUUGCUUCACAAUCUUCGCGAGGAAGUUUCGUGCCCAGUGUGUACUAACGUGUACACUGAUCCAAAGCACCUUCCAUGUCUACACACGUUUUGUCUGCACUGCUUGAAACACUGGCACACAACAAGCCAUGGCCGAGACACAAUCAGAUGCCCAAAGUGUCAAGCUAUUAGCAGAGUGCCUGAAAGUGGCGAUUUGAAAGAUCUUCCCACCAGCUUUUAUCUGAACGGCUUGAUUGAUGUGCUAGCAAUUAAAGAGUGCAAAACCAGCCAAGUACGAUGUGGAAAUUGCGACAAGAAAAGCGCCGAGAGUUGUUAUUGUUUUAAUUGUUGCGUGUUUUGGUGUGAGAAGUGCAUCAUUGGACACAACAUCAUUCGCAACAAUAAAGAUCAUCGUGUUCUGGCGCUCAAAGACUUUCAAGACAAGGACUAUGAAGAUGUGAUGAAACGACCUGCUUUCUGUCCUAAGGAAGAUCAUAACAAAGAAGCGCUAAAGUACUUUUGCAAAGACUGUGAAACGCCAGUUUGCCAAAUUUGUGUCACAAUAGAGCAUGGUGGUCAUAAUAUAAAGUUAAUCAAAGAGAAAGCCGAGAGACAAAAGACUGAAUUAAAGUCUUUCCUUGAAAAACAGCGACACAAUUUACAAGCAAAGAUAAAUGCCGUAAGCCGACUUGAUGAAGAAUGUGCCACACUGAUACAACAAGGCGAAGACGUGAAGAGAGAGAUUCAAACAUUUGUUGACAAUUUAAUUGCAGUCAUUGAAGCUAAAAAGAAAAACAUAUUCGAAGAGGUGGCGAAAGAAACAAGCAAGUCGAUUGAAAGUAUAACAAGGCGAAAGACCGAGAUCGAGCGUCAAAUGACGGCCAUAAAAUCAUCUCUGGAGAAGGCUGAGAAACUUUUAACCCGAAGUACAAACGCUGAAUUCGAAAUCGUUCAACUAAAGAAAUCAUUAGACACCAUCUUUGAAGGAGUUCAUCAAAUCGAGCCAACCGACUGCAAAGGACUGGAGGAAGGAAUUGCUUUCCGUGAAGCUCACUUUACCUUGACAACAAAGCACACCGAAGGAAGACAGUGUUACGAUGAACGUGACCAUGUAACGGUGGAGAUCAGGGACGAACAGGGACGAGAAUGCACGUCAGAAAUACAAAUAAAUGACUGUAAAGAUGGACUCUAUCAAGUCAAGUAUAGUCCCAGAGAUCCAGGAAAAUGUCAAGUGACUGUAAACUGUAUUACACAGUUCCCUGUAUAA